Molecule: messenger RNA, 1623 nt
Organism: Electrophorus electricus (electric eel)
Lineage: Eukaryota; Metazoa; Chordata; Actinopteri; Gymnotiformes; Gymnotidae
Cellular component (GO): plasma membrane
Molecular function (GO): transmembrane signaling receptor activity
Source: RefSeq, a predicted model, not a curated record
CACAAACUAUGGAAGCCAUAAAAAGAACAGACAGGAUAGAAUGAAUAAUAAGUUUAAAAACAAAAAGACAGAAUAACCAGGGAAAUGAUGCAGAAUAGAACGAAGAACAACAGGCUAAACACGAAACAAACCCAAACAGCAACAUAAAAGGAUCUCUAAUGCUAACCAGACUGGAACUGAUAGGACAUUCUGGAAUAAAGAUAAUGUAAUAGUUAAAACCAUGGACAUUUGUUUUUUUACCUGGAUUCUACUAUAUGAAGUGAGAUCUGUGGCAUCAACUGUUAGAGUGACUGGUCAGGUUGGAGGAUUUGUGAUGAUCUCAUGUUCUCAUAAGAUAGCUGAUGACAACAAAAAGUAUUUCUGCAGGAAACCAUGUAAAACAGAUAAGGACAUUUUGAUUAAAUCUGAUCAGUCAUCUACUACAAAAUACAAGCUAAAGGAUUUAGGUGAUGGACGUUUUACUGUGAACAUCACUGAACUCCAGAAGACAGACAGUGGGACAUAUUGGUGUGGAGUGGAGCGAUGGUUUAAGGACACAUACAUUGAAGUGCUUCUCACAGUUACAGAAGCCCCCUCCCCCUCUACACACAAAACUACAAGAACUGUUCUACAAACAGAAACCUCAUCUGAAAUCUCCACCUCCACAACUACCACCAUCUCUCCCUUCACAAUUGAAAUUGGGUUUUCUACUUGUCGUUUGGCCAGCAUCUCUCUGACAUCCACAGUUUUGCCUCAUCACAGUAUCCUUCUGUGUAUUGCUGCUGGUCUGGUUGGCACAGUGAUCAUAUUUGGCAUCAUGGCAUUUCUGCACAAUACAAGAGGAGACACGAGGAAGCAAAAUCCACCAGGAUAUGAAUAUUCCACCAUCUCUUCCACUAGUGGCCUGGAUGAAGAAAGUCUGUACUCACACAUCUAUUUUACAGCCAUUUCCCACCCACACAGCUUCAACCAAGAGACUCACACCACCACACCCAAAGCCACCAACCCCUCCUCUUAUGCUGCUAUCACCUGCUGUAUAGACGGCCUGCUGUAUCCUGGACUGGAGGAGCAAACAUUGAUCACACGUGUGCUGUACAGAUUAGAAAGCUGUUGAUUCAUCCAUCAUGUUAGCGGCCAACUUGCAGCAGCACACUGACCUCUGAUGACAUGCUGUGUUUCUCAGGCACUCUCUUAUGCUUGUGUACAUUGCAGUUGCCUUAUGCUAGUUGUGUGUAUACAAAUAUAUGCUCCCAGACCAAUAUGCUGACAGCAGUUGUAAAUCAACUCUGUGGGAGUGAAAUUCAACAUUACGUUGGUCUUUACAUUGUCUCUAAAGAGUUAGUUCAUUUAAAUUUUAUUUUGUAAUAAAAAUAAAAAUAAGUUUCAUUUCCGGCCCAAACCACUAGUGCUGAGCUGUUAGUUCCUCCUUAGAAUUCACUCUGAUUGCUUCUUUAGAGGCAGUUACACUGAAGCAUGGAUAACAUUAAACUAGACAGAAUCUGAUAGAACUACAACAAAAACUCCUGGGAUUAACUUGACUUUAAACAUAGUUCUGCACAUCAGAAUAAUGUACUUUUGUAUGGUAUUGAUUCUUCUUUCUGGUAAGUCCUGACGUUAAGAAUAAAAAAGGAUGGAAUUUGACAG